Messenger RNA from Cydia strobilella, 1753 nucleotides. RefSeq names its product zinc finger protein 234-like. Gene Ontology annotation, biological process: regulation of transcription by RNA polymerase II. Gene Ontology annotation, cellular component: nucleoplasm. NCBI's taxonomy places the organism in Eukaryota, Metazoa, Arthropoda, Insecta, Lepidoptera, Tortricidae. The transcript is spliced from 3 exons. The record is from RefSeq and is a predicted model, not a curated record. The coding region runs from base 353 to 1462 and encodes 369 amino acids. Gene Ontology annotation, molecular function: RNA polymerase II cis-regulatory region sequence-specific DNA binding; DNA-binding transcription repressor activity, RNA polymerase II-specific.
UUGAUGCAUUGAAGAAGUUCGUUUCUUUUAUUUAGAAAGUGGUUGUAAUUAUUUCCUCUAGCGUAUUAAGUCUAUUUACCUCUUGAGUAUUGCGCCAUCAUCAACUUCAUUUACUCAAACCGCACAUACAUGCACAACUAACCAUUCGCUUGAACUUAUGAGCUAAAGAAACAAUCGAGUGUUAACCACGCUACAGCCGUCACGUACUUCAUUAAUCAUUACUAGUAUCUAAGGUUCCAUAAUAUAAUCUAAGGGAUCUACCAAAAGAGGGACAUUUCUCUCCAGCCAAAAGGCAUCGUGCACAACAAAUUCAAGCCUUAACUCGCUACUGUAGCUGCAGAAGUGAGGCAGUAUGUCGCUGGAAGUGCGCGUGAAAGUAGAAUCUUUGGAGGAUUCGGAGGUGUCGCUAGCUGAUGUUUGGAAGGACAACAACAUGCUUUGUGAUACAAGCAGUUCACAAGCAGUAGAGUACGACAACACAAUAUGUGUGAAGGAGGAACCAAACGAGUUAGACUUGAAGGCAGCUCUGUCCAGCCUGUACACCAACCACAUGGUCAACGAUGAGCUUGUAUUGGGGCCAGAAUGUGCGCAGUCCAAUGAUGACAAGCAUCAAAAACUAGUAAAUUUUAACCAAGCACUUACCAAGAAGAAGGACUUAUUGCCUGCGCUGAGGGAUUGCUUCGUGUGUCUCGAACGCAUCCCUCACCAAAAGACUCUGCUAAGCAACACGUCCGUCACCGCGCCUCAAACACGAGCAGCGAGCCACGCUGAAGCGACUGACGAUCUACACACGAGGGACAGUGGGGCGACCGGUAAGCGACAUACGGUCGACACCGAAGAGACUAUUAUUUACAUGUGUGACUCCUGCGGUAAGACGUUUAAACGUAAAAAUAGGUUAAUCAAACAUAUUCAGUUACACCCGAAUAAAGAAAAAAAUAGCAGUGGUAAAUACAUAACGUUUAAGCACCAUAUGUGUGAAGUAUGUGGACAACUAUUUACUCAAAUAGGCCAUCUGUUCCGACAUAUUCGAAUAUACCACAAAGGAGAGAAAUAUGCGUGCAAUAUAUGUAAGAAAGAGUACACACGAUACAACAAUUUAAGGGAUCACAAUUGUGUUCAUAAUAGACAAAAGCCUUAUACUUGCGAAAUAUGCAACAGGCAUUUCACUUAUAAAACAGUUUUAAAAAUACAUAAACGUAUUCACACUGGUGAAAAGCCAUAUGAUUGUGAAAUAUGCAAUAAAAAAUUUACGUCAUCGACUAAUAUUCAAAGACAUUAUCUAACACACACUGGUGAAAUGCCAUACUCUUGCGAAAUAUGUAAUAAGAAAUUUACGCGAUUAAGUAAUUUGAAUGAGCAUAUUCUCGUUCACUCGGGGAAGAAAUAUCGCUGCACAAUAUGUAAUCGGCAGUUAUCGCGAUUAAGAACUUUAAAGUUGCAUGAAAAGAAGUACCAUACUUAGCAGAAGAUAUGUGGUGUUUUCUAUAAAAAGUAACCUUAUUGUCGAUGGCGCUUACGCCAUUAUUAACGAUGCUCCGAUAUAAAUACAAUGCCGCGCGACGCUGUGCGGCGUAAGCACCAUCAACAAUAAGGUCCCUUUUCAUAGAAAAUGUCCCAUAUUAUUUUGCCGCUCAAACGUUUUCCAAACUGCAGUAUGUCGGGAAACGUCGAGGAAAAAAAAAAGUCAUUUUUUUGCUACAUGAUUAAAAAUAUUGUUACUAAUAAGUUUAUGUUCCAUUAAAACAUCCAAUUC